This is a messenger RNA of Sungouiella intermedia, 2145 nucleotides long. NCBI's taxonomy places the organism in Eukaryota, Fungi, Ascomycota, Pichiomycetes, Serinales, Metschnikowiaceae. The record is from the annotation of a GenBank genome assembly.
AUGGCACGAACGUCGUACAUGGCAUUUCGACUACGGUUAUUUUCAACUUUCCACUAUUGUUCGAAUCAAUCGAGUUCUGCUACUGAUGUUGUUGCUAGUGCACGUUCUUCAGUCAAUGGCAUCGCACUGAUCAAGAAUGAACAAACUCCAUUUGAUCAACUCGCCACAUUCACAUCCGCCUCUCUCGAGAGCAUUCGGGCCAAACUCCACCAGAAUAAGUUUGUAUAUCCAUAUAAUGCUUUAAACGAUCUCGACACGGACGCUGCAGAUGCACUCGUGGACGAUUUUCAGUCCGCCUUGAUGGACAAGUACAACGGGUUCUUGAAUAGCAAAACACCACAGUUCGAUCAGCUAACGAAUAUCACCAUCGCUGACUACCUUCGGCCUCGUUUGGUCAACGCAUCGCCGAUGUUGUACCUGGUCUAUCUCAAUCGAUACCCAGACCAUUUGGCUCAAUUGAAAGGCUACAAGUCCAAGCAGGAUAUCUUGGAGGCAUUGCUUAUUAGUCUUUUGUAUCUGCAUCACUCGCGUCGGAUACUUCAGGCACUUCCCGAAUCAGAUAAAACCGAUAUCAACUGGGAUAUUGGAAACCCUGCUGAAUGGUACCCUCAGGCCAGAAAGAUGAAAAGAAAAAUCAUAAUGCAUGUGGGGCCAACUAAUAGUGGAAAGACAUACAACUCGCUAAAGGCAUUUGCGGCUGCCAAAUCGGGCUAUUACGCUGGACCCUUGAGACUUUUAGCGAGGGAGAUUUUCGAGAAAUAUCAGAGCCAAGGAAUCAGCUGUAAUUUAAUUACAGGAGAGGAGGUGAUCCCAUCGUUGGACGAAUUUGGGAAUGUCACCAACCUCUCUUCGGGUACCAUUGAAAUGAUCCCAUUGCACAAGAAAAUGGAUGUGUGUAUCAUUGACGAGAUCCAGAUGAUUGCUGACGAAAUGAGAGGGUCUGCGUGGACGAACGCCGUGUUGGGAGUUCAGGCCAAGGAGCUUCAUUUGUGUGGAGAGGAGAGUGCCGUUUCACUCAUCAAGGAGCUUGUCAAAGCUACCGGAGAUGAGCUACUGGUGAAAAGGUACAAUAGAUUGGGAAAGCUCACGGUGUGUCAGGAUCCAGUGGGCAACUUCAAGCGAUUGCAGAGUGGAGACUGUGUGAUUACUUUUUCCAAGAAAAAGAUCUUGGAAUUGAAGUGCAGAAUCGAGCAAGAAACGUCGUAUAAGGUUGGUGUGAUUUACGGAGCACUUCCGCCGGAAAUCAGAUCAAGAGAAUCUGCCAAGUUUAAUAACGGCGAGUACGACGUAUUGGUGGCAUCAGAUGCCAUCGGGAUGGGUCUUAACUUGAAAAUCAAAAGAAUAGUCUUUUGGUCCACCACUAAGUUUAACGGAACCGAGAUGGUGGACUUGAGCAUUUCAGCUACCAAGCAAAUCGCAGGCAGAGCAGGCCGCUACAACCCCAAUGGUGGUGAGCUGGAAGGUUUCGUCACCGCCUUCAAUCGAAAGGAUUUGAAAUACAUCCAGAAAACAUUGCGGAAGCCCAUAGCAGAUAUCAAGAAAGCAUGUAUCUGGCCACCCACAGAGUUUUGGAUCCACUAUAUGUCAUCGUUUCGACUGCCCAUACCGCUAGUGGAGGCUGUGUGGAGAUUCGAAGGUGAAGUGCUGAAGAUUAAGAUGAAGAACUACUUCCUUAGUGAGUUUGAGCACCAAUCGCAGAUUCUCAAUUUGCUUGUUAAGAACAACUUCCACGAGACCAUGACCAUUGAAGACCAAGUUAAACUUGCAUUGGUACCCAUGAAUUUGAAUUUUGUUGCUCCUGUUGUUGUUGAAACAGCACUCAAGUUCUUUGAGUGUAUUCUGACAUGCGAGUCCAAGACCGUUUUUGACUUCAACUUUUUGCAUACCACGCUCCUUGAGAGUGACCUGACCCUUGCUACUUCGUAUGAGCGGGCUUUCAGUACAUUGGAAGCGUUAGAAACCAAUCACAAGUUGGUUCUUGUGUUCAUGUGGCUCAGUCAACGGUGGCCUACGCUUUUUAUAGAUAAGGAGAGUGCCCUGGACAUCAAAACACUCAUUGAGAAGCGUAUCAGUGAAGAGUUACUUUGUUUAAGAAGGGUAGCAAAGAGAGAUCGCCGAGGUGGCCGUCCCCUGAAGAAAAGGUGA